ACAUGCAGUCGGUGCAAUCGGCCGGCCCUCCUCAUACAGGCCCCGUCUUCUGUAGGCUGGGUAACUGCACCCUUCCAGUGCGGGCCAACACACUCUGCGGUGCUGGGGACAUUAGGGUUUCUGCGGAGCGCGAUGCCCAGGGACUCCCACCCAGCUGGGCCGUGAAAAAGGCUGACUCCCCUUAAUCGCCGGGUGAGGGACGGACUUAUGGCACAGGUAGAAGCUGGAUGCAGUUUUCUCGUGUGCAGAGGGUGCGGGCGGCGGAUCCAGGACCCCCGCUACGUACAGGCGCUGGACUCCGACUGGCACGCGCGCUGUUUCCGGUAAGAGUUUCGGUCUGCAAGAGUUCGCAAUGUACAGUCCCGCACUUCGAUGUUUAUCACACUGAAAAACAAACCCUCCCGAAAAGCUUUAAUAACAUGACUAACGUGAUAACAUGAUAAGAUCAGGGAGAGGAACAGCCGACUUAUUAUGGAGAAUUUUUGGAGCUGACAAACUUCGCAUUCUGGUUUGAUUUUAUCGUUUUAUUCAUCCAACCCAAAUUAUGACUGUAUCAUACGGUGUUUUAAAACAUCUCUUAAGUAACAUUUAAAUAUUUUUCUCAUGCUUACAUUUAAGUCACUUAGGCCAAACCCGACAGGAAAACAAGCUGUGUCUUGCUCCCCACGCGCAUGUUUGAUGCUGGUGGCCCUGCUGUUUAUUACUCUGAACACAUAAUUCUGCUCAUUGGCUAUUAAAUAAUAGCUGGUAGCUCACAGACAGCCUACUGCCCGUGCAGAGAAUCUAAACGCGGCUAUGCUGGUACUGUAUGCUUCGCAUCCCAGUGUUGUUAUAGCAUCUUUCGAAAUGUCACGUGUUAAAAUGCUAAGAACAUGACAUUUUAGGAAACCAAUGGUGUGUACGCGUUCGAAGCGCCAUCUUGUGGCGAAUAUUGCGAUACCCCUAAUCAAAUAUGUAAUAUAGAGUCACACAUCAGCCUUCAUUUGGAGAAUAUUUAGCGACUGUGACAUUUCAGCCCCUCUGAACUGUGCAUCACCCUGUCAUAAAUGCUCAGAGCUCAUCAAUUAUCCUAUAAUACUUGGCUUAUUGAACAUCUAACGCUAUAUCUAUGGUUGCAAGCCGUCUUAGGGCUAUUGACUCAGUUAUUUAAAAUAAAGGUUAUCUGGCAGGACUCCUGAAUAAGAAAGAGAAUUUAUGGUAUCCAUCAUCAUUAUGACACCCCCCUCCCCCACCCGCCUCAAAGAGUCAUUGGUCACUUGAAAUACUGAUUCUUCCUCCUGACCACCUGGUGUUCUGACCAGAUGGUUUGACCUUUGUAGAAUGAGUUAUAGAAUCUCUGAAUGCACAUAUCAUAGUGUUUGGGUGUUGCUUUUAACUGGAAUUUCUGAAAUAGUGAAAAAACACUCUGACAACUAUAUUUGCUGUGUACGUGUGACUUUGCACAAAAUAAAUUCUUUGGGGUUGAUUGUUUGUGUUUGGACAGGGGGUCUAUUGUUAUAUGGUUGUUUUAUUUUGUGUUGCACUGGGCUGUGUAGGUUACUGAUGUUCCAGAAACCCUGAAUGGGUGGAAGUCAGUCAGCAUUUGAUGUUCUGUAGAGGUUGUGAUGUCUCCCCAGGAAAUCAGCUCACGGAAAUGAGAGAGAGAGAGAGAGAGAGUGAUAAAUAGAGAAGUGUGCUUGCAUAGUUGUCAUGCAAUUUCGAUUAGACUUUUCAGUAACUGAGUGGACCAAAGCUUCAUCUCUGGUUGCUAGUGGUGGGAUAUGUCACGGAGGGACCAGCGGUACAGAAAGCUGAGCAAGGGGAAGUAAGGCUGUGGAGUAAAACUCAUGUUGUAACCAAUAAUCAAAUGAAACUGUUGUGGUAAAAUGUCUUUGGGAGUUCUUUGCAUGGCUAUGGUCAGGAGAGGCUGGCUCCGUUAGAGAUCUUAGAUUUACAUGUGAUGUUAAUAACCUAAAUAAUCACUGUGAGUAAUUCUGUUCUAAGCGAUGUGGAUUUCACACCUAACCAGAAGCUACUUUUUAAGUUAUAAUUUUUUUAUUUGUCCCUUGUCUUUGUAUCUCAUUAAAUGCUUUUUUUGCUCUGGAUCUGACCUGCUGAAGCCGGUAGAGUUUGGGUUGUGGGUGUGCGUGUUGGAGAGAGAGAGAGAGCGGCAGACGUUUGGCCUGACAGCUUGCUGUGGGAAUUCAGGGUGGCCGCCAGUUCGUCAGAGCCACAGCUUCCCGUAGAAUGUGCGGAAAAAAACAGUUAUCCAGUUUAUUUUUGUGAGCUUCCCUCCUAUAACAUGUGACUUCCUGGCAGAUGGAGGUUUUCAUGAGAUAUCUUUAUUUGAAUGAGGCAAAGGGUGAAUAUGAGAGAUAUGAAUAUGGACACACCAUGUUUGGGUGUAUGGGUGCACAGAUGUGGUUUAAUGUGUGGGGGGCGUGUGCUUGCACUUUAUCCACACUUGACAUUUUGUUUCUACCCUCGGAGUACCACUGUCUUCGCAUUGCCUAAACACUCUCUGAACGUUUUUCCCUGGAGUAGGUGCUGUGAGUGCUUGGACUCACUGUCGCACUGGUACUAUGAGAAGGAUGGCCGGUUCUUCUGUAAACGGGACUAUUGGGCCCGAUUUGGAGAGGUGUGCAGAGGCUGCUGUGAAACCAUCACCACAGGCCUUGUCAUGGUUGCUGGGGAACAGAAGUACCACCCAGAGUGCUUUAGCUGCCUGUGCUGUGGGGGGGUCAUCGGAGAUGGGGAUGCAUACGCACUGGUGGAACGCUCCAAACUCUACUGUGGACAAUGUUACCAGAAGAAUGUCGUCAGUCAAGUGACCCAGCCGGACUCCCCAGAUUCCAAGGUCCCACACGUAGUGACACUGGUGUCCAUACCAGCCUCUCCUGAGGGGAACCGGGGCUUCUCAGUAUCCAUCAGCCCGGACUGCAGCUCCAGCACAUGUGGGCCAGAGUGCAGCCCCACCGUGCGCGUAUCAAGUGUGGACUUGAACUGCUGCAGUCCAGACCUGAAGAGCUCCAUGUGCAUUGGGGACCGCAUAUUGGAGAUCAAUGGAACCCCAAUUCAGAAUGUUCCACUAGACGAGAUUGAACUGCUGAUUCAGGAGACCGGCAGGAAUCUGCAGCUGACCGUUGAGCGGAAUCCCCAUGACCCCAGAGAUUUUGGGGAUCAGGUCGACAGCCCAACAGAAGUGGUUCAAUGCAAAAGCAGCCCUGGCUCUGAACUCUCACUCCAUCCAAUUGCCAACAGAGUUCGCACUAAAGUCAUCACACGCAGCUGCAGCAUUGAUAAAUCCCCAGUCCCCCAUGGCUCUUCCUCCCCCCUGUCCCACCGGAGGGACAUCGGGCGCUCAGAGUCCCUGCGAGCUGUGCCUACGGGUCGGACAGAUCGCAUUUUCCGUCCCUCUGACCUCUUCCACGGCCAGGUGUUGGGCAAAGGCUUUUUUGGACAAGUCAUCAAGGUCACACAUCGUGAAACAGGUGAAGAGAUGGUGAUGAAGGAGCUCCUCCGCUUUGAUGAAGACAGCCAAAAGACUUUCCUCAAGGAGGUGAAGGUGAUGCGGUGCCUAGACCAUCCCAAUGUGCUGCGCUUCAUUGGGAUCCUUUACAAGGACAAGAAGCUUAACUUAAUAUCUGAGUACAUCAAAGGAGGUACCCUGAAGGACAUCAUCCAGGACAUGGACAGUAAUUACCCCUGGAAUCAGAGAAUAGGAUUUGCCAGGGACAUCGCCUCUGGAAUGGCGUAUCUGCACUCUAUGAACAUCAUCCACCGGGAUCUGAAUUCAAAUAACUGUCUGGUCAGAGAGGACCAGAGUGUGGUGGUGGCUGACUUUGGCUUGGCCCGCCUCAUGGUAGAAGAGCGGAAUCCAGGCAGGCUCCCCCAAGCUGGGCUAACGGGCCUGCAGAAGUCAGACCGGAGGAAGAGGUACACGGUGGUCGGUAGCCCGUACUGGAUGGCACCGGAGAUGAUCCUCGGUCAAAGUUAUGACGAGCAUGUGGACAUCUUCUCCUUUGGAAUAAUGCUGUGUGAGAUAAUCGGCAGGGUGAACGCUGACCCGGAUUAUCUGCUCCGCACUGUAAACUUUGGCCUGAACAUCAGAGACUUCCUAGAGCGCUACUAUCCACCUGAAUGCCCCAUGGCCUUUUUCCCCAUGGCUGCUCUAUGCUGUGACCUGGACCCGGACCAGCGGCCCUCCUUUGCCAAGUUGGAAGAAUGGCUCCGCAACCUGUCGAUGCAUCUGGCCAUCCGGCUCCCCCUUGCCUCCGAGCUGGACCAUGUCCACCAAACCUUCUGGCAGAGCCACACCCAGCCCAAACACAAGGCAAACGCUCCCCCUGAGUAGCUUGGGUGUCUGGAGCCUUACUCCAAUGCUUGCAGAGCUAUACCUUACUGGGCCAUAUUUAAUGCACAAGGAACUCGUCAUCUCAUUAUUCCACAGGAAAUGCUGUAUAAUAGGAGCACUUGCUGAAUUCUUCGUAGGUUUUGUAUUUAGUACGCAGGUAGGAAAAUGGUACUUCCUUUGAAUUAGUCUCCUCUAUCAUUUCCAGAUAACUACUGUCAUAAUGGCCGAACUGAAUGAUGGGCCAUUGACUUGGCAAAAAAAAAAAACUGGCAGCUGAACUCAAGAUGCUGUAUUACAGAAAAUACACAGGAACUUGACUGAUCAUGAAGGCAAUAGGCGGCGAAGGAAGUAUGUCUGCUUGGCCCUGUGUGAAUGUAAACAAGGCCGAAGUCUGCAGAGGAACCAAUGUCAGCUGAUAUGUGUGUCUCCAGGUCAUCUGUGUGCAAACUAUAAUUAUUGAGGUAAAGACAGAAGUUAUGCUGGUUUUGGCAGAUAUGUCUAACCCCAUGACCCUGUGGAUGAUAUGUGUUAGGGGUUCUCAGCCUUUUGAUGACUGGACUACAGACUGGUAAAGCCUGUCACCCAGGGGUUGGGAAAUACUGAUGUGUGUGUUUGCAGUGUUAGUCUCUGUAAUGUUGCAGUGACCCAAGCUCAUUUGUCGGUGUACUGCUAGAGCAUUUCUCACAUGAAGGUUUGUUUAAUUUGCAGGUAAAAUUCAGUCUCAUCUCAUGUGUUCCACCUUUCACCAUAAUGUACGCAACCAAUACCCAUGUUACCUCACAAAACUCCCCAGUUCUAUGUGUGUGGAGUUUGCAUGCUAUUCCCAAUAUACUCGUCGGGUUUCUUCUGGGUCUACUGUUUACCCCCACAGUCCAGAAACAUGCUGAGGUGAAUUGGAGUUACCAAAUUUUCCAUAGCUGUGAAUGGUGUGUGAGUGAAUGGUGUGUGAGUGAAUGGUGUGUGAGUGUGCCCUGUGAUGGGUUGGCGCCCCAUUCUAGAUUAUUUGUAAUUAUUAGGAUUGACUCAGGACCCUCGUGACUUUGUAUAGUAUCAGCAGAUAUGGAAUAUGGAUGGAUAGAUGGAUAAUUUCCAAUAAGCAGUUAUCUGGGUCAUGGUGAAUAUUAUACAUGUUUAAAAUGAUUCUGUGUUAAAGUACAUUUUUAUGCAGAAGUUUUCUGGCCACGACCCCCUGUUAACUUAAAAAGAGCUAGACAUCAGAAUGUAUCCACAUAGAUGAUACAUGAAGAUGUAAAAUGCACUGUAUAAGUACACUUGAAUAUGUAUCCACGUUUUACAUACAAACAUAUAUUAUGGUUUACAUUUGAUAUCAUUUGUUAAUAUUUUAUGUAACAUGGCCAUUUAUGCAGGCCGCAAUUUAAAGAACCAGUUUUCUGGUGAACCUCCUUUUUAAGCAAAUUAUAAUUUAGUUUGUGGUAUUUUUUUGUACAAAUUGAAUUAAAUGUACCUACAGGUUACAAUGUCACCUCCAUGUUCAAGAUGUGUGAGUUACACUCAGUAAUUUUGGAAUAACUUAAAGAUCUGAAAUAAUGUGGUUGCCAUUCUUCUGUUUACUGAUUUGACUUUUUCUCUGAGCCAGAUGACUAUACUUGAUGAGGAAUUUGUAACCUUCACCCCUAUGUGAAGCGUAGUGAAUCGCAGCCAGCAAGCGGUCUCAUGUAGCAGCUGAAAUGCUGUAGCUGCAUUCCGUGUGUGUAGCUGGUAAUAGGAUGUUCCCUCGGGUGGCCGCUGUUUGGCUCACAAUUUUACGUAUUUGUCUCACCUCAGAAAAUCGUUUGAUUUGGUGUAAAAACAUACAGUAUGUGAAAUUUUAACAAAUUAUUUAAAAAAUGUACAGGUAGCUCAAUGAGGUUGAAGUGUGCUGUCUUAUUGUCGGAAUUUGCAGAAAUGCAUAGAACGCAAUGUUCGUGUGAUCAUAAGCCAUAUGUCACACACAGUACGGAAAUUUCUAGUUGUCAAGCAGUAAUACGUAUAUUUUAAAUAAUCCCCUUUAGGCCUAUCACGGUUGUAUGCAGACUUUGUUUUAAUGAUUUUAUACAAGGCACUUUCACAGUCAGUAACACCGUCUGCCAGAAAAUGGAUAACACACUAUACUCACUGUAGUGACUACAGCAAUGAAAAAACAAUAUCACUUUA
Messenger RNA from Paramormyrops kingsleyae, 6487 nucleotides. Its product is annotated as LIM domain kinase 1-like. Gene Ontology annotation, biological process: positive regulation of stress fiber assembly; actin cytoskeleton organization; protein phosphorylation. The record is from RefSeq and is a predicted model, not a curated record. Gene Ontology annotation, molecular function: protein serine/threonine kinase activity; protein binding; ATP binding. Lineage: Eukaryota; Metazoa; Chordata; Actinopteri; Osteoglossiformes; Mormyridae. Gene Ontology annotation, cellular component: neuron projection; cytoplasm; nucleus.